This is a messenger RNA of Chlamydomonas reinhardtii, 1860 nucleotides long. RefSeq lists its product as uncharacterized. The record is from RefSeq and is a predicted model, not a curated record. Gene Ontology annotation, molecular function: DNA binding. NCBI's taxonomy places the organism in Eukaryota, Viridiplantae, Chlorophyta, Chlorophyceae, Chlamydomonadales, Chlamydomonadaceae. Bases 80 to 1210 code for a protein of 376 amino acids. Gene Ontology annotation, cellular component: nuclear origin of replication recognition complex. Gene Ontology annotation, biological process: DNA replication; DNA replication initiation. The transcript has 7 exons.
GUGAAGAUGCAACACUGAUAUUCAUGCAACAUUGACAUAACGCGCUCUUCAAGUGCAAGAAGCGCGCGCAGUUGGCGAAAUGGACGUGAAGUCGCUUGCAAAGUCCUUGGGCAUCACCCAACAACAUGUCCUUGGAAAAGCAAAUGAACUCAUACGAUUACUGAAGCUCAAGCAGCCAGGGAGCCUCGGCCAGGGAGAAAUCUGCCGACCAGCAGUCUGCCUGGAGCUGGCCUGCCAGACGACUCCUGGGAGCCGGCUGCCAGUUCGAGAUGAGUUUAUCCGGUUCAGCUGCUCGCCGCCCAAGGUUUACAACGAAAUGUUUACACGCAUCCAGCGCCUGCUGGAUGUGCGGCCCGCCCUGGACCUGCGCGAGCUGGUGACCAUUUUCGGCUGCCUGCAGCUUCGGCCCGCGGUGGAGCAGCUACUGCGCGCCUACAAGAGCCGCUUCCUGACCUCGCUGCCGGCCGAGGAGCGGGCGAGGGCAGACCUGACGCGGCCCGCCUUCCUAGCCGGGGCGUUCCUAUUGGCCGCCAAGAAGCACAAGGCCAAGGUGGACCGUGCGGCGCUCACCAACAAGAUGGGCCUCACUCGCGGCGAGCUGGAGGGCGCGCUCAAGGACAUGGCGGCCCGCUGCGCCGACAUGCUGCAGCCGCAGCAGGCAGCAGAGGGUGACGAGGGAGCCGGGCGCAAGCGGGCGCGGGGCGACACGGCGGGGGAGGAGCAGGCCGCAGACGGACCAGCAAAGGCGCUGGGAGCCGCGACCGGCCGGGGUGGAGCCAACAAGCGGCCACGGCGGGGAGCAGCCGCAGGCGCGGAGGCAGAGGGGGAGGAUGGCGAGGCGGCUGUGUCAGUUGCUGCAGCUCAUGACGUGGCGGUGGAGGACCUGCGCCUGGUGCUGUGCGGCAUACGGCCGGCAGCAGCCCCGGCGGCGGCAGCCGCCAGCCAGGACGAGCGGGAGGAGGCGGAGGCGGAGCGGCCAAAGAGCAGGAAGAAGCUCAAGAAGGUCGAGAAGGGCAGCCGGACAGAGGGCAAGGGCGACCGGAACGAGGGCGCCGCGCUGGGGAACGGGGAGGAGGAGGCAGCGGUGGUGGUGAUGGCGGUGGCAAAGAAGGGCAAGUUGAAGAAGAGCAGGCGGCUGCAAGCCGAGGAGCAGGUGCCAGAGCAGGGGCGAGAAGGGCAUGGCCAGGAGCUGGUGGCGGGUGCCGUGUGAUUGGCUUGCGGUUAUGGCGGGCCCGCAGCAGUUGUGCAGGGCUGCAGGUGCCUGGGGCAUGCCGGUUGCAGGCGGCGUGAGGUGUUCGCUGGUGAUGACGUAAUUGCAGCGCGUGUGUAGCCGCCGCCGCCUUCGCAGGAACCGCCGCCUGUAGCACGCUGCACGUACGGGUUCUGGACACGUGAUUAUGGACUGCAACUCAGCGAGUCCCACUUCCACUCUUGCCUACGGGGCAUGUGGGGCUGGGCGGCAUUCUAUGAGUUUGAAACGGGCUUCUUUGGGCCUGCAUCUGGGCCGUUUCGCGGGCUUUUGGGAGUUGUUUGGUUCGUCCGUGGACGGUACCCGCCGUGCCCCGCGGUGGCGCUCAUGUGGCUCGGUUGCGACUCAGGUUGCAGUGUAGGUGCUGCUCGGGGAUUCCUAUCAGCCGGCUGGCCUAGGUCCGUGAUGUAAGGAGCUAGCAGACCUAGUCUGUUCAGCGCUAGCCCUCUUACACCGUUCCGAUUGUCGCUUACUCUAGGCAUAGACCAAACACAUUCUUGCUUCGUGUGGAAACGCGGCGAGUGCGAUGGAACCCCGGGUGCCCCAGGUCGGCUGGGCAGUGGCAGUCCGCUGGCGAGGGUGGGCUGUACUGAGUGAGUCCCGAGUUAAUC